AACAAAAGUAAAAAAAGAAAUAAGAAAAUAUCAAUCUUGAAACUUUAUAAAUCCCAAGAAAAUAGGUGAAGUAGUUUCAGAAACAAAGAUCCAAAGAGAAAAAUAUCUCAAAACACACAAAGGAAGAAGAAAGAAAGAAGAAGAAGAUGCCUUCAAGCACAUUCUCUGGAACUGUGAGCUCACCGAAGCUGUCAGUGGCAGUGGACAUGGGCAACCCUUUUCUCAACCUCACCGUUGAUGGUUUCCUCAAGAUCGGAGCUGUUGGAGUCACAAAAUCUCUUGUGGAAGACACUUACAAAGCCAUCGACAAAGGGAGUGUUUCCAAGAGCACUCUUGAGCAUGCGCUUAAGAAGAUGUGCAAAGAAGGUUUUUACUGGGGAUCUGUGGCUGGAGUUUAUGUUGGAACAGAGUAUGGAAUCGAACGUAUCCGUGGCACUAGAGAUUGGAAAAACGCAAUGCUGGCAGGCGCGGCGACAGGAGCAGUGAUCUCUGCGGCUACUAACAAAGGGAAAGACAAGGUCGUGAUCGAUGCCAUUAUGGGUGGCGCUCUUGCAACUGCGUCUCAGUUCCUUAACAAUCAUUAUUUCUACUGAGUUGUCAAUCUUCCUUUUAGGACCAAGAUUGGUUUGUUAUAUCCAAAUUUGGUCCUUAUGGUGUGGGUUUCUUUGUUUGUUUCCAAUAAAAAAGAUGUAUUACUUUUGAAUGAAUUGAAUUUGAGUAACAUGAACGUUAAGCAA
Brassica rapa (field mustard) is the source of this 737-nucleotide messenger RNA. Its product is annotated as outer envelope pore protein 16-1, chloroplastic. Gene Ontology annotation, molecular function: amino acid transmembrane transporter activity. Gene Ontology annotation, biological process: protein import into chloroplast stroma. Lineage: Eukaryota; Viridiplantae; Streptophyta; Magnoliopsida; Brassicales; Brassicaceae. The record is from RefSeq and is a predicted model, not a curated record. Gene Ontology annotation, cellular component: chloroplast outer membrane.